UGUCACCGUCUCACCAGAAACGAAACAAAAAGCCCCACCACCUAAACCUCCUCGAUCCGACCGAGACUCCUCCAUUUCAGCGGCGCACGCGGAGAGCACGCGACGCGAGUUCGUCGACGAACAAGGCUAGUGCAGUAGUUGUUGCUGCGGAGAUGGCGGCGAACCUGGAGGACGUGCCGUCGAUGGAGCUGAUGACGGAGCUGCUCCGCCGCAUGAAGUGCAGCUCCAAGCCCGACAAGCGCGUCAUCCUCGUCGGUCCACCUGGCUGCGGAAAGGGAACACAGUCACCGCUGAUUAAGGAUGAAUUUUGCUUGUGCCAUUUAGCCACUGGUGAUAUGUUGAGGGCUGCAGUGGCUGCUAAAACUCCACUUGGGAUUAAGGCUAAAGAAGCUAUGGACAAGGGAGAGCUUGUUUCUGAUGACUUGGUUGUUGGGAUUAUUGAUGAAGCCAUGAAGAAAACUUCAUGCCAGAAAGGUUUUAUCCUUGAUGGUUUCCCUAGAACUGUUGUUCAAGCACAGAAGCUUGAUGAAAUGUUGGCCAAACAAGGUACUAAGAUUGACAAGGUUCUAAAUUUUGCAAUUGAUGAUGCAAUACUGGAAGAACGAAUUACCGGUCGUUGGAUCCACCCAUCAAGUGGUAGAUCUUAUCAUACAAAAUUUGCUCCUCCUAAGACUCCUGGACUUGAUGAUGUUACUGGAGAACCCUUAAUUCAAAGGAAAGAUGACACAGCUGCAGUAUUGAAGUCAAGGCUUGAAGCCUUCCACGUACAAACUAAGCCUGUGAUUGACUACUACACCAAGAAGGGCAUAGUCGCAAAUCUGCAUGCCGAAAAACCACCAAAGGAAGUGACUGUUGAGGUCCAGAAAGCCCUAUCAUAAACUGCCAGUUCUUCAGCCUAUAAACAUGACAUGUGCCGAAAACCCCUUACACUGGGUUUUCUAGAUGUUUAAACUGCUGCCAACACCAUGUGGUUUUCAUUUUGAUUUGCUGUAUGGCGCAAUUGCUCCAUUUUAUCACAGUUUUCGCUUCACAGUCUGAAAUUUGUCAAAAUAAUUUGUUGGAAUGAGGAAAGAAGUUUUGUAUACCAACACCGAUAUAAUUACAUCAAGUCAAUCUUGACAGGGUAUUCCUUCUGUUCAUCUUAA
This is a messenger RNA of Oryza sativa Japonica Group (Japanese rice), 1145 nucleotides long. NCBI's taxonomy places the organism in Eukaryota, Viridiplantae, Streptophyta, Magnoliopsida, Poales, Poaceae. The record is from RefSeq and is a predicted model, not a curated record.